UUCCUGCAGGAAUUCUACAGCCACCGUUAUAUAGCAAAGAUCAACCCAAAUCAAUGAAUUAUGGUGGAAUAGGUUCAGUGAUCGGACAUGAACUAACUCAUGGUUUUGACGAUCAAGGCAGACAAUUUGACAAAGAUGGUAAUCUAAGACAAUGGUGGGAUGAUUCGGUUAUUGAAAAAUUUAAAGAGAAAUCCCAAUGUUUGAUUGACCAGUAUAGCAAAUUUUACGAACCAGUUUCCGGUUUAAAUGUAAAUGGUAUAAACACACAAGGAGAGAAUAUAGCUGAUAAUGGGGGAGUGAAACAAAGCUACAUGGCAUACAGAAAAUGGGUGGAGCAACGUGGGAGCGAGGAGCCUACAUUACCAGGGCUUAAUUUUACAAAUAACCAAUUGUUCUUUAUCAACUGGGCUCAGGUUUGGUGUGAUAACACACGGAAGCAAAGUUUUAUCAAUUUGAUAACCACGGGUGUUCAUAGUCCAGAACGAUUUAGAGUAAUUGGAAGCUUGCAAAAUUUCCAAAAUUUUGCUGAUGAAUUUGGUUGUAGAAAGAAUAGCGUGAUGAAUCCAGAGACGAAAUGUUCAGUGUGGUAACAGCGGA
Ruditapes philippinarum (Manila clam) is the source of this 597-nucleotide messenger RNA. Its product is annotated as neprilysin-2-like. The transcript has 7 exons. Gene Ontology annotation, molecular function: metalloendopeptidase activity. Gene Ontology annotation, biological process: protein processing. Bases 54 to 590 code for a protein of 178 amino acids. Gene Ontology annotation, cellular component: plasma membrane. NCBI's taxonomy places the organism in Eukaryota, Metazoa, Mollusca, Bivalvia, Venerida, Veneridae. The record is from RefSeq and is a predicted model, not a curated record.